AAACCCGGAGCACAUGAACUUCGCCGCACCCCUCGUAUAAGCCAAACAAAGCGUUCUGUACAGGGGGCCAACACCACUUUGAUUCAUAUACUAUAACCUCCCCUUCCUUUCUUUGUCGAGAUCCGUCCUUUCACAAAGACAUCAUUGCAAGGUCGACUACCUCCAUUCGUUCAUCGAUCGACAUGUCCACAUCAUACCUGUCCGCAAUGCCCAGCUCGACCUACCCCCACACAUACAGCAACAUGGACUCGACGACAUUACCGCAGCUGAGCCGGGAGGAGCUCAACGCCGCCGCUCUCGAGACGUUUGUUUACAAUGCUGUUACCGAACCCAUGAUCGAGUACCUGGCCAUGAAGACGAGCGAGGUCAUUGCAUGCGAUAGCCCCAAGAAGAACGAGCCCACGGAUUCUGACGAGGGUCCUAUGCCAACCCUCAAGGAGUUCAUCACUCGCUUGGUAGUCUGUUCCAACGUCCAGGUCCCCACUCUGAUGUCUUCCCUGGUCUACCUCACCCGACUCAAGGCUCGCCUGCAGCCUCACGCCACUGGCCGCCGUAGCACUCCGCAUCGCAUCUUCCUGGCCACUUUGAUUCUGGCCGCUAAGUACCUGAACGACAGCUCUCCCAAGAACAAGCACUGGGCCAGGUACACAUAUGUACCCGUCAUCUCCAAUGACGGUAGCGGCGUCGUUGCCGACUUCUCUUUCCGCACUGCAGAGGUCAACGAGAUGGAGAGGCAGCUGCUUUGCCUGCUCGGCUGGGAUCUGAGGAUUGAGGAGCAGGAUCUUUACCGCGAGUUUGAUGUUUUCCUCGAGCCCAUCCGCCGGGACGUGGCCGACCGCUUCGCCCGCCGCCAGCGCCGCAAGUACGAGGAGCGUGUCCGUCUCGAAUAUCUCCAGAAGGAGGAGGCCGCUGCCCGUGCACGUGCCCGCGAUGCCUCGCCCUCGCAUUCUACGAGCUCCCGUGGCAGCUCGCCUGCAUCUUCUGCCUCGUCCCGCACCGGGGGUCGCUCAGCCAGCAGCUCGAUUUCAUCUGGCAGCUCGCGCAGCGCAUCCCCAUAUGCGCCCAGCCUCACCUACUCGGCUGGCCAGAGCCCCGCUAGCUCUUUGUCGAGCCGUGCGACUACCCCCGAGAGGGACGACCAAUCCUACGUCUACUGCGGGUCUGAGGAGAACCAGUCUGUCCCCUCUGAGCAGAAGAGGCCGCACAUCCUUGGCCGCCUCGCCGCCGCUUUCCAGUCUCGCUGAGCACUCAUCCAUCGCAUACUUGUUUUGUGUCAUCAAACUUUUCUCUUUUCCAUGCAACAAAAAGCAAAGCGAGGCGUUGGUGGAGCGUUAUUAUUUUGUUUCUGGUGCUCGAAUGCAUCCAUUUCGCUUCUAUUCCUUAUGUGAUGUUUCUUUCCUUUUCUUUCCUUUUUCCUUUGUUUCUAGUUCAUUUUUGGGAUGGUCAACGACGGCGCUCGUUUGGGAUAUGUGGGCUCAGACCGGUACAGGAGUUUUUGGCUUUUAUGGCUUGGGUUGCAUUUGCUUUUAUUGUUUUGCAUUCUGGAGGUAUACCUUGGUUGGGCGAGAUACUAAUGACACGAGAAACAUCACUGGCGUGAUACAAUCUCAUAGCAUGGUUAGGCUGUAUGGUGUUUGCUUUCCAACGAUUCUACUUUAUUCAAUUUGCUUCUCCUCUUCUAGCAGUCUGCGUUUUUACUUGUAAUGCCCACGGGAGGAUAUACCACCAGUAAACUCUGGUUUCGAGCGCAGUUGCCUUCACAUAGAAUGAAAAAUGACAUCAAGGCGGUCGACCGCUUCUACCAAGUUCAAAGUUCCCCGCAUUGGUUUUUUAGGA
Molecule: messenger RNA, 1836 nt
Organism: Pyricularia oryzae 70-15
Lineage: Eukaryota; Fungi; Ascomycota; Sordariomycetes; Magnaporthales; Pyriculariaceae
Product: PHO85 cyclin-1
Exons: 1
Coding region: 183-1244 (353 amino acids)
Biological process (GO): regulation of cyclin-dependent protein serine/threonine kinase activity
Cellular component (GO): nucleus; cyclin-dependent protein kinase holoenzyme complex
Molecular function (GO): cyclin-dependent protein serine/threonine kinase regulator activity; protein kinase binding
Source: RefSeq, a predicted model, not a curated record